ACCUUCUCUGUAACCCGGAACAACAACAAGUCUGAAAAAUAACCUGAAGUAUUUCAUGUACUAUAUAAUACUGUCAAGUAGCAGUUUAUUUAUUGUGUGUUGAGUGUGAACAAAGUCUUGGACAUAACGUCAGUGCCUCGUAAUUAAAGUGUUUCUCCAUGGGUUCCCGUCUAAGACCUUAUAUGAGUGAUAAUGGACCUUUGAUCCUGGAUGGUGGACUAGCAACUGAACUGGAAGCACAAGGAGCUAAUUUACAGGGAGAUCCGCUGUGGAGCGCCAGGCUUUUGCAUACUACUCCUAAAGCCAUACAAGAUGCUCAUUACAGGUUCCUCCUUAGUGGAGCUGAUGUCAUCACCACAGCUACAUACCAGGCAAGUAUUACAGGAUUCAUCACUCACCUGGACGUGAGCUCUGAAUGCGCCAGAGAGCUGCUGAUGUCUGGUGUUCAACUGGCCAAAGAGUCAGUGAAGAGAUUUGUCUCUGACAGUCGUCCGACAGGGCAGAGACAUCCCUUGGUGGCCGGCUCUGUUGGACCGUACGGGGCUUUUCUGCACAACGGCUCAGAGUACACUGGGUCUUAUGCAGAGGAGAUGAGUAUAGAGGAGCUUAAAGUUUGGCACCGGCCUCAGAUUGAUUGCUUAACAGCAGCAGGAGCUGAUCUCAUUGCUUUUGAGACAAUCCCAAGUCUGAAAGAGGCGGAGGCUCUGGUGGAGCUGCUGAGAGAGUUCCCGAGCUCUAAAGCCUGGCUCUCCUUCUCCUGUAAGGAUGGGAGGUGUAUAUCAGACGGCAGCCCCUUCACAGAUGCAGUGCAGAUGGCUCACAGAUGCACACAGCUGGUCGCUGUAGGAGUCAACUGCUGUUGUCCGGCCGUGGUGGAGCCGCUGCUGGAGUCUGCUGGGUCCCUGCUGAGCCCAGACAUGAGCUGGGUGGUGUACCCCAACAGUGGAGAAGACUGGGACGCUGAGAGGGGGUGGUUAACACCAGUGAAAAAAUCAGCAUCGAUACCUGAACUCAGUCGUACGUGGAUGAAGCGAGGAGCUGCUUUGAUCGGAGGUUGCUGCCGUAUUGGACCUGCACACAUAACAGAGUUACGACAGCAGUUAAAAGGAAGUUGCACGUCUCCAGCCUCUGCAGUGUGACUGGACGGAAAAUGUAAUGCUUGUUGUAAAGAAAGACGUCUGUUCCAGGAGCUUAUAAAAAUCUUAAUUUAUUGUAAAAUAAAUAAAUAACCACUACAUCAAAUCCACAUGAGUACACAAAGACAUCUGUGUUGGGUCAGGGACAAAUGGCAGCACAAAGGUGCGAACAAAAGUGUGAGAACAGAUCUCGUGUGUAAAUAAACAUGAAACUAAACCAUG
Messenger RNA from Seriola aureovittata, 1358 nucleotides. RefSeq lists its product as uncharacterized. Bases 159 to 1139 code for a protein of 326 amino acids. NCBI's taxonomy places the organism in Eukaryota, Metazoa, Chordata, Actinopteri, Carangiformes, Carangidae. Gene Ontology annotation, biological process: S-methylmethionine cycle. Gene Ontology annotation, molecular function: zinc ion binding; S-adenosylmethionine-homocysteine S-methyltransferase activity. The record is from RefSeq and is a predicted model, not a curated record. The transcript is spliced from 8 exons.